AGUGCUCUGUAAGGAGUGGCACUUUUUAAAAGUGCAGCCCGAGGCCAGCACGCUACCACCGGCACCUCUCUGUCCAGCGCUGGGUCCCCGCCACUUCUAGCCGCGCGCGUCCGCAGGCCCACACCACAUCGUCCGGGGAAAGUCAGCCCAGCUCGCCACCAUGCCGGUCAAAGGAGGCACCAAGUGCAUCAAGUAUCUGCUCUUCGGAUUCAACUUCAUCUUCUGGCUUGCCGGGAUUGCCGUUCUCGCCAUCGGCCUGUGGCUCCGAUUUGAUUCCCAGACCAAGAGUAUCUUUGAGCAAGAAACGAAUAAUAAUCACUCCAGCUUCUACACAGGAGUCUACAUUCUGAUUGGAGCCGGAGCCCUCAUGAUGCUGGUGGGUUUCCUGGGAUGCUGUGGUGCCGUGCAGGAGUCCCAGUGCAUGCUGGGAUUGUUCUUCGGCUUCCUCUUGGUGAUCUUUGCCAUUGAAAUUGCUGCAGCCAUCUGGGGAUAUUCCCACAAAGAUGAGGUGAUCAAAGAACUCCAGGAGUUUUACAAGGACACCUACAAUAAGCUCAAAAACAAGGACGAGCCACAGCGGGAGACGCUCAAGGCCAUCCACUAUGCGCUGGACUGCUGCGGUGUGGUUGGUGGAGUGGAGCAAUUCAUCUUGGACAUCUGCCCCAAAAAGGACAUCCUGGAGACCAUCCAAGUCAAGUCCUGUCCUGACGCCAUCAAAGAGGUCUUCAACAGCAAAUUCCACAUCAUCGGUGCUGUGGGCAUCGGUAUCGCCGUGGUGAUGAUAUUCGGCAUGAUCUUCAGCAUGAUCCUGUGCUGUGCCAUCCGCCGGAGCCGCGAGAUGGUCUAAGAGCCAGCAACUACCCGAGCAGGAGAGUUCACCCCUCAAUAUGGUUGGGGUUUUUAUUUUUAUUUUAUUUUUUGUUUUUUGUUGUUCUGUUUAGUUUUGGUUUGGAUUGGUUUUCGCCACUAACUUUAGUAUUCAUUCCGCAUUUCUAAACAAAAUGAGUUACUCCUUGUUUGUCUUCUUCAUGCUUUAUUCAGUAUGGACAGUCCAAGGAUGUGGGGAUCUGGUUCACUUUGGUUUGUAGUUUUUGGGAGGGUUGUUUGUUUUGGCUUGUUGUGUUAAGCAGAAAUCCUGCAAUGAAAGGUACUGUAUUUGCUAGGCUCUAGACAAAAGAUACUGUACAUAAAAAGAAUUUUUUGUCUUUAAAUAGAUUUAAAAAAAUGUCUAUCACAUUUAAUCAAGUUGUAACUUAUAUUAAAGACAAUUUGAUACAUAAUAAAAGAUUAUGACAAUA
Ochotona princeps (American pika) is the source of this 1298-nucleotide messenger RNA. RefSeq names its product CD9 molecule (gene CD9). The transcript is spliced from 8 exons. The record is from RefSeq and is a predicted model, not a curated record. Bases 161 to 847 code for a protein of 228 amino acids. Gene Ontology annotation, cellular component: membrane. NCBI's taxonomy places the organism in Eukaryota, Metazoa, Chordata, Mammalia, Lagomorpha, Ochotonidae.